Messenger RNA from Magallana angulata, 6096 nucleotides. Its product is annotated as fatty acid synthase-like. The transcript has 36 exons. Bases 124 to 5643 code for a protein of 1839 amino acids. Lineage: Eukaryota; Metazoa; Mollusca; Bivalvia; Ostreida; Ostreidae. The record is from RefSeq and is a predicted model, not a curated record. Gene Ontology annotation, biological process: fatty acid biosynthetic process. Gene Ontology annotation, molecular function: fatty acid synthase activity; 3-oxoacyl-[acyl-carrier-protein] synthase activity.
CAUAAAAAGCAUGAUCUGAGCGAUCUUCCUUAAAUCUCUUUCAGAGGAUUGAAAUGCUCGGCAAAGGAACCCAAUUUGCAUAGAGGACAAUUUUAAAAUUGUAGUGCUUAACAUACAGCUGGCAUGGGUGAAGUAUUUGUAGCAGGGAUUGCUGCUAGGCUCCCACAGUCUGAGAACAUUGAUGUGUUCUGGGAGAAUCUGAUAAAAGGAAAUGAUAUGAUAGGACAAACAAGAUGGCCAAAAGAGCUGAAUGGGACACCACCACGAGUUGGACUGAUAAAGAAUUUGGACAAGUUUGAUGCAGAUUAUUUUAACUUUGAAGAAACUGAGGUUCAUCACAUGAAUCCAAUGCUGCGUCACUUGCUAGAGGUUUGUGCAGAGUGCAUAGUGGAUUCCAGCCUCUGUCCACCAGUGCUACAGAAUAACUCCACAGGACUGUACCUUGCCUGCUUUCUGCCAGACAAUGAUCCACUGGAGACUUCAAGAGGAGCCAACUCAAGACUUUGUACUACUGUUCCUACUCUGGCUGGUCACCUGAUGGAACACUUUGGUCUCAGUGGACCAAUGCUGACUGUGGACACAGGCUGUAGCUCCAGUCUGUCAGCAAUGGAAAUGGCCGUCAAUGAUCUGAGAGCCGGCAAAUGUCAGUUUGCUCUAGUGACAGCUGUCAACCUCUUAUUGAACCCGAGCUACCUCCAACAGAUGUCACAGCUAGGCAUGCUCAAUCCUACUGGUCAGAGCAAUGUUUUUGAUGCAAAGGCAGGAGGAUAUGUACGAGCUGAAGGAGUAGUAUCCAUUCUUCUGACAAGGAAUGAGAGCAUCUGUAAACGUGUGUACUUAAGCAUUGUUGAUAUCAUGACAAACUGUGAUGGCUUCAAAUCAGAAGGGAUCACCUUUCCAAAUAGUCAAUCACAAGCAGAUUUAAUGAGCAAAAUCUACAACAGAUGCAAAAUAGAUGUAAACAGCAUUUCUUAUGUGGAGGCUCACAGUACAGGCACUAAGGCAGGAGAUCCAGUGGAAGUAGCUGGUAUUUGUGAGGCCUUGUGCAAAAACAGACAGAAGCCAUUGUUGAUUGGAUCUGUCAAAGCCAGUAUGGGUCACAGUGAGGCUACAGCAGGAUUUGCAAGCUUUGUAAAGUGUGUCCUGAUAGCAAGACAUGGAACUAUUCCACCCCAAAUAAAUUUCCAGUCACCCAAUCCUAACAUUAAAGGCAUUUUAGAAGGGAAAGUCCAAGUGGUAGACAAAGCUACAGCUCUGGAAGAUGGCUACAUAAGUUUGAAUUCCUUUGGAUAUGGGGGUGCAAAUGGGCAUUUGGUCUUAAAGCCUUACAGGAAUCAUUGCAGCAAUCAAGCCACAAGUCACAAGUUGGUAACAAUCAAAGCCAGAAAUGAGCUUGAAAUGGAGACCAUCGUGGAAUUUGUUCGAAAGAAUAAAAAUGACGCAGCCUCCCUAGCUCUGUUGUCCCACUCCUUGCUGUCACAUGAUCCUAAACGAAAAGUUCGGGGUUAUGUAGUGACAGAGUCUGGACCAAAUGAUGAAGAUGUGCAUAAAGUCUCAAAUAACCUCUCUGUGAUUCCUUCAAUAUGGCUGAUUCUGAGAGAUGUUGCAUGGGGAAAACUGGACCUUUCUUCAUCGCUUAUGGACAUACCUGUUUUUAUGAAAUCUGUUCAACAUUCUCAGCAGAUAUUGUCCAAAAUUGACGAUACAUUGCCAUGGGAAGACUUCUACAGAGGAGAGUUAUGCACUGAAAAUGUUCACCAAGGAACUGUUUUCUCUAUUAUCAUCUUAAUAGGCAUUGUGGACAUAAUGAGAGAAACAAAACUUCAGAUUCAAGGAGUAGUUGGAUGUGGGCUGUCAGAAAUUGUAGCUGCCUAUCAAGAUGGCUGCCUUUCCAGGGAACAGUGUGUUGGACUGGCAUACUUGAUUGGGAAACUUCUCAAAGAAUUCUCUAAUCUUGGAAAGACACAGUCUGUGUACAGAGUGACUCUGGAUCCAGAUGAGAUCUACUGCCUGGGUCCCUUCACCCGGGUCUUAUCAGCGGUCUCUCAGGACACUUUUGUUAUAGCGGUGGAAACCUCCAACAAGGAAGAAGUACUGAGGACAAUUCAUAGUAAAGGGGGUUACUACACAGAGUUACCUGGCAGACUCGCUCUGUACAGUGAUUUGAUGACUGAGAUUGUUGAUGGUUUGGAAAGAGAAGCAAGGGAGAUACUACAUAGCCCCAAGUACAGGUCAAAGAACAUGAUAAGCCUCUCUCAGGACUAUGCCAUUGGUUGCCAGUCCAGUGUGAGCAGUUUGUUUGACUGGGAUUAUUUGAGGAGGGUCCUGACCACGCCUGCCACAGUCACUACAGUGCUGAAUACUCUACCAGUGGACACAACCCUAGUGGACCUCAGCCUGUCCAGAUUCACCCAGUCACGCAGACUGGAGAAACACUUCGUGUUUGAUCCGAUUCCAUGUGCAGGAGACCUCAAGUCUGUCUUGAAAACGUUUGGAGAGAUUCAUUUAUUGGGACAUGAUGUGUCAGUGGAAUGUCUGUACGAUGUGUCCUUCCCUGUGGAUGUCACUGCCCCGCCCAUCAGUCCGCUCGUUAGGUGGGAUCACACUCAGUCGUGGUUAAUUCCAGAGUGGCCAGAGUUCUACUGCAGGGUGAAGGAUGACGUGGAGGUUCCUUACAGUAUCAGUGAUAUAGAGACCGAUGGCAUCCACUCCACACAGGGCUUGCUCCUGUAUCAUGCUCUGAUCGCUAUAUCUGAAAAACAUAACAAGACCCAUGAACUGGUCAAUGGAAUGGAGCUGUAUGACAUGGUGUGGACUCUGAAUGAAUCCAGUCAGGAAAAUCUUCUCAACACUGACACAAUAUAUGUACAGACUGGCAAAAAAUCCUUUGUGAUUGAGAAGGAUGGUGAAACUCUGCUCCUCAGUGGAAAGUACAAGAUAUAUGAACCUGAAGAAAUGGUGACAUUACCCAAAAUACCCGGCUAUGACCUUGAUAUUAAUGAGAACCUGAAAGGCAGUAAUGAUGAUGAGGAUGACAGGCUCUUCUUGGAGAAGACAGAAAUCAUGUGGGAGGAUGGCUGGCUGGAUUUCCUGGAUACUUUGUUGGAGUUCUCCACCCAGGGGUUAGAGGGACCACUUCUGAGGAUCUGGAUCAGCCCCAGCUUACACAUGAAGGAAGUCAAGGACUGUGCCAACAUGCUCGCAGUAGUGGAGAGAUGUUCAGGACUUAGCAAGGCAGGUGGCGUGGUUUUCCACACUAAAGUGAGUCAACUGAAGAACAGAAACACACAGAGAGUGGCAAAUUUAGAAGGAGUAGAAAAUUCCCGAGUCAGCCUGUUGAUGGUGUACUCCAUAGACUCGGUGUCAGAGGAAAACCACAGAGUACUGAUAUACCAGGGGGAAAACGCAAAGGAACAAGUCAUUGGGAUUGUUUUGAUUACAGAGAGAGGAGUUGAAGGAAGAGAAUUCCCCCUAAGUAUGGGUUGGACACCAAAAGACCUGGAGCAGUUGAUUCCAUACAUGUUAGCAGUAUAUCUACUUCUGGAUGUUGCCAAAAUCAAAGAAAACAAUACACUCUUGAUACUGCCUCCUAUUGAUACCCUUUGUGUAUACUUGAUGGCAUUAGCCAAUGAGAUGGAGGUCACUAUAUUUACAUCCAGUUAUGAUGCUGAAGUCCGAGAUGUGAUUGACAAUUUGUUCCCUUAUGUAAGGGUGUUGUCGGGAGAAAGGCUGGAACAAAACAUCAAGACACUAACACAAGGAGAGGGGUGUGAUGUGGUCCUCCAGUUCACUAGUGCUGAUUUCCAGUCAGCCAUUGAUAUGACAGCAGACAAUGGGAAGGCGAUAUUCUGCACACUGCCCACUCCCCGUGAACAGAUCUCGCUGAGCAAGGAGUGCUCCCUGGUGGUCCCUGACCUCUCCCAGGCCGUCACCAGCUUCAUGAGGAAGAGCCUGGAGGACAUCCAGCUGUUUCUGUACAACAUGCAGAACGGCUGUAUAGCAGAGAUCUCCAAGGAAGGUUUUCCUGAAGUGCAGGGAUUGAAGUACAAUCUGGCUGAGCGGUCACAUUUUACACAUCCAGUGGAGCUGGCUCAGAUCCUCUCAGCUAUUGAAGACCCAAUAGUGAAUGCUAACAACCAAAGCAUAGCAGAAAUGAUGGAAGCAGAUGUCAUUGCGAUGCAGAGAUUACAAAGUGCAAUUUCCACAAAACCUAAAGAUUUUUCCCUUCUUGUCAAUGACUGCUCCGACAAAGAAAAUCAGUUUGACAGCUACAAUCCCUUGAACAUUGCCCAGACAGUUACUCCAGCCAAACUAAGCGGCAAGCCUUCAGAUGAAGUCAGACUUAUUUACCUGCCACAGAUUAACCUUCAGGACUACGAUGAUGUGUUCGAUACCACCACUGACAAACUAGGUAUUCCUAUGGUCACCCCAAUUAUUACAAUCACAGACGAGACUGAUGCAGUAUCAAAGGUCAUAACCUCUACUCCAAUGUUUGGAUUCACCGCCGAUCACACAGAUGAAUUCACUAAAAACUUACUCCCUAAAAAGACGACCCACCUUGCGAUUCCGAGGCUGACGAUUCCUUCGGCUAUCUCUAAUUAUAAGAAAGGGGCAAAGAUGAGCCUGAUUGUUUACUCCACACCGACCACCCCACACUUCAGUCCCGCUCUGAAGUCACUGCUGACACCAAGUAUUACAGAGCCAACCAUUGUCCCACUGAAUGAAUCCAGGAAGCGGCCAGCUUUGUUCUGUGUACACCCUAUCACUGGAAAGCUGAAACUGCUAAAAACCCUUGGAGGUUUGCUCCAGUACCAGUUCUGUGGUAUACAAAGAACCUCAAUGACUCCUAAUGAUUCAAUCCAGAGUGUAGCUAGUUAUUACAAAAAUGCAGUACAGAUGUACGACCAAGAGCAGCCUUACUAUUUGAUUGGGUAUUCCUUUGGAUCAUUGGUUGCGAUAGAGAUGGCAAUUCAGUUACAAGAACAAGGAUCAAAAGUUGGGUGCCUGAUUCUGUUAGAUGGAGGUCCAGCUUACUUUCAUAGUCAGUUUAAACAAGGAACACAGGCAGCAUCCCAAGAAGAUGAGAAAUUGGUCUACUUGGAGUGUGGAGCCCUAGUCAACUUUCUCCAGAUGUAUGCAUCCAUUCCAAACCACCAUCUGAUCAUGAAGAUUCUGCUUUCAUUGAAAACAAUACAAGAGCGCAUUGAUCUGGUCCUUGAUAUGACCUUUGGACGAGUUCUUGUCAGUCCAAACCCAGCUAAAUCCAAAUGGCUUGUCGCCAAGGAGAAAAUGAAAAUUAGGGGAUUUCUGACUCCCUGUAAGAGUUAUGGCUUUGGUGAUGCUGCAGAAGAAAUAAUUCGUUUAAAGAGACUAGAAGCUGCCAAAGAUUUCAUCAGUAGUGUACACAUGGCGUACAAAUACCAGCGCACAAGCCAGAAAUUUAGAGGGGACAUUCAUCUGUUGAGGGUGAAAUCUGAACUGCCUCACUCUGGGAAUGUACCACUGGACUAUGGGCUGAAGGACUGGUGCACUGGCAAUGUGAGUCUCCAGUUCUACAAUGGGACACACGAGUCCUUCCUACAGGAGGAGGAUGGAGAGGCUGUAGCAAAGGAUAUCACCCAAAUCAUACAAGACUUGUGUUGAUUCCAAUUAAACUGACAUGCAGAGGCAAGCAGUGAAAAAGACGUUUCAGUCUUCAUCUAUAAGAGUUUUGGAAUUCUUUGCAAUCUGUUUGAUUAUCAGUUUUGAUCUACAUGUAGAUAGUGCUUAAAUUAUAAAUAAACAAAUUAAUUUAAAUUGUGUUUUCAGUAUAAAAAUAUUUAUGUUUUUAUAUCAAUUAAUAAAUGUUUAUUAUUCAUAUAAGCUUUCAAAUUAUUGCAUGUUGUUAUUAACAGUAAUACGUACAAAAUUAGGAUACCCGUUGUUUAUUCAUUAGUUGUAUACUUUUUGCAUGUUGAGAUUCAUUCCAUGAAACUCAAAAAGAUUUACAGCUUUGCACAUUGUUUGGAGUUAAUAAAAAUGGAUUUACUUGAAAAAGGGUCAGCUGAUGUCCUCUACGCUAGUGACUUCUUAUGUAAAUACAUUGUAAUCAUUGCA